UAAAGAAAUUCAGUUUAGUUAUAAUCUGUUUAACAAAUUCAUCUCCCUUCAAAUUUUUAGGCCUUUAGUCAAAAUUUAAAGUAAAAUACAAGAUCAAAAUGCCUUACUAUGCCGACAUGUCACCAAUAUAUUUUCCAAGAUAUUUGUGCCCUCGUAAUAAGGCCGUUGUGUUGGAGCUAUUACGAUACGGCUUGGAAGAAGGUCCGUUACAUCAUCCUGAACGCUAUAAUCGCCGUUUUAAUUUUCCUCCUUCUCGACAAAUUUUAUCACCUGAACGAAUGGAUCAACUAAUAGCGUUGACUGAGCCUUACAAAAAACCUUUUCUAGUAGAAUGUAGAGACUAUGUUCUUGAAAUGAUACAUCGAUACUUGGUCCAUCCAUUUUUUCAUGACAGUGACGACGAAUACUGAAUACAAGUGACAGAGUUGAGCGUGUUGAAGGUCGUAGUUAAGAAUUUUUCAUGAAGCCCUGAUAGAAUAUUGGCAUGAAUGGCAAGGGGAACCAAGCCAUAUAAGUAAAUUAUUAUGGAGUCCUGUGAAAAUGUUUGUGGAAAAAUUUUAUAUAUGAAGGAAGUAACGUCUUGACUUUGCUUUAGUACCAUUUAAGGAAAUUUCCUGGAAAGUAAACGUGGUUUAGUAUAUAAAAACGUAGAACAUUUUUCAGUAGCUCCAAAUUAAUUUCGAAAAAAGGAAACUUCAUGAAAAAUUAAGUGUGUAAUCAAAACAUAUGAAAGCGAAAGAAUGUAUUUUACUUAUAAAUAUACUUUAAAUCAAGUCCGUUUAA
Messenger RNA from Teleopsis dalmanni, 783 nucleotides. RefSeq lists its product as uncharacterized. The coding region runs from base 99 to 410 and encodes 103 amino acids. NCBI's taxonomy places the organism in Eukaryota, Metazoa, Arthropoda, Insecta, Diptera, Diopsidae. The transcript is spliced from 2 exons. The record is from RefSeq and is a predicted model, not a curated record.